AAAAAAAAUUCUGUUUCCUCCCUACGUUGUCUUAUUUGCUUGCAUUUUUGUUCUGACUUUGAAUAUUUUUCACGAGUGAUUUGCUACCUUACAAACCGAGCCAUCUUCCUGAGGAAAACUUGCAUUCCUGGACUCAUUGUGACGUGUGUGCCACCACUGCAACAAACACCGAGAAGGGGGGUGCGGCUCAGGGGACUUGCCCUGAUAGAAUUAUGGCCGGGCCCCGUUUCGGGAGGGAUGUCCCACGGGUACCUUGGCGGGAAAGAAAGGACAAGAAGAAGGGGAAAAAUCGUUGACGGGAAACUGGAAAUACUGUAGGUUUUUGCCCGUCUCUCCAGUUUGUGUGGAAGUCUUCGAGAUGUGGAGGUUCAUUCUCGUCAUAGCUCUGGGCUGGGAUAGUGUGGACGUUCCGAGGGUUUUGUGCCGGUCUUCGCUAAGGAUAUUGCUGAAAGCGGGGAGAAAUAGUCGCUUGGAUUUUGUGGGAAGACUCAGAGUCUUCAGUAACGUUACACGUCUGCCUUUUUGUGUGGAUAAUCGUUGACAUGUCAUACGGAAAGCUCGGGAAAGCAGAGUAUUCUGUGAGGAAUUAAAAGAGAACACAUUCUCAGAUGAGUGGACAUAUCAAUGUGUUCAAGGUAGAUACUGAUUGGAUACACUACUCUUGUUAUCAAACGACUCGGGGAGUGGAGUCUUGUGUGAAGUUUUGUCUCACCAGUCAGUAGUGAGAAAGGGUUCUUCCUCGUGGUUGAUAGGACAUGUUGUCUAUUACUGAAAGCUACUGGACUGCACAUGUUUUUGAAAGCACUGGAGUUAAAUGGGAGAGCCAUAUUAGUUGCGAGAUGAUUCCAUGACUCUGAAACAAGGAAACGAAUCUUGACCAAGGAAACAUCAACUUUCUUCACCAGCAACAUCAAUGUGUUUGAGUUCGAAGCCUCAGAAAGAAGGUUUCUUCGCCUGGAGUGUGGCUGUGGGCACGGUCCUGAUCAGUUUACCCAACGGCUCUCCUUUCGAUUUGACCAUCUGGACAAGAUACGUCAGAUCUUACUUGAGAUACCAUUGCUGCACAGACUGCAAGCACAACGAUCCCACCUGGAUAUCGUCUCUCUUUCUGGUUUCACAGUCCAUCUCGCUCCUCCUUGCCCCGCGGCUCUCGCGGGUUCUGGGCCCAAAGACAUGUCAGGCGGUAGCGGCUCUUCUCCACGACCUCGCCUGGCUCUUGUGUUGCGUCACCGCUGCGCAUGCGUCAGCAUCUGCAACCUUGACAUUAGCUGUCCUGCCUGGCCUCGCUUCGGGUGUAAUGCUGGCCGUAAAUUUGACCUACGUGGCGAACUGGCUUCCUAAUAGAGUUGUCAUGGUUACCGCGUGCGUCGUUACAGCUCCAGGGAUUGCAGCCAUUUUCAUUAAUAAGCUGACAUCCGCAUAUGUGAACCCUCGUUACAUCAAACCGAACGUUCUAGAGGAUGGGAGGAUAUUUUAUGAAGCACCCGACGUUUUGGAUAAAGUUCCAAUGACUUUCGUGAUAGUGUCAGUUGUUUCAUUCUGUGUUCAUCUAAUCGGGAUUUCGUUAUUAAGUAAUCCGCCACAAGAAGUACAGCAGGUUAAAAAGGAGACGGAAGAAAUUGAGCUCCAGGAACUGCACCAUAGAGAUACCACUGCUCACACAAAUCCAACAGAACUCCAACACCACUACAAAAGUCGCUCUGAGAGUGGAAUGAGCAGUCUUUCCUCGCUCGACGGGAAAGAGGAGCUGAAGACAUUGGACGAAAAAGGACAGUGUCAAGAAAGAACUUGUCCUUACAGUUACAGUUCUUCCACAGAAACCCAACCUUUGGGAUCCGGGAGAAUCUGUGAAUAUAGCUCAUUUAUGACGACUGACUUGAUAAGAGAUACUUCUAACACUACUGAGACUUCUGGUAACCUUAGCAGUUCAAGUUUCGAGUCGAAUACAUCAAAAUCCACUGCGCUAACACUCUCUAUUUUGAAAGACUGUUGUUGGAAAAGAGAUGAGAGGCACCUGUUUUGUCAAUUACUGACUAAAGCAAAAUCUAAAGACAGUAUUUUUUCUUCGUCGAUGUCAGAUCUAUCUUGCAGCUCGCCAUUCCAUGCUAUAAGGAGAGAAACUCUUUACGUCUUAUGCUUUUCUGUCUUAGCCAUUAAUAACGGCGUUCUCUUGGUCUCCAUCCUCUGUGGACCUGUGGCCCACGACUGGAAUAAAAACAAAAAAGAAUCAGACUUUAGUCAAUAUCUAGGUGCAAUGUCGGCCUUUCUUUUGACUAUGAUGGAAAGCUUUCUUGUUGAGUUCUCAACUCUUGGUAUAAAAAAGGCAUUAUCGCUUAAUUUAGCUCUAAAUGCAUUGCUACUCUCCUUUUGGGUUUUCACAAUACGGGUGGGGGAAUGGCUCUUCCUGGUUUGGACAACCGUGCUGUUAGGUGUACAAAAAGCUACAGAUUUCCUGUUUCCUAUCUCGGCCCUACGAUACUUCGGAAGUGAGUAUUAUAUUAUGACUUUUGGUAUAGUCAUGACAGCAACGAUCCUCAACAACACUGCGAUUUUAACAGGAGUUGACCUGCUUUAUAAAGUGGCAAAUUUGUACGUUUGGCUAGGUCUUGGGAGCUCUUUCUUGAGUUUGUCGGCACUUGUCGUUGUGCUUGUGUUCCUGAAGUGAGGAGUGGAGAGGGUAUGCUGUAUGCCAGAGCGAAAUAGAAACUUGCUGGAGUAACACAAGAAAGGACAGUUACACUGAUUUAACUAAUGUAUAAAAAAACACAACAGAAGCAUAGCGUGUGUGGUGGAUCUUUUAGGCGCUUUGCAGUCGCUAUUGCAUAUAUAGAAGUGACCUGAUUUCGAUUCCCGAGAGGGAAGAACUUUUAUCGAGUAUCUCGGUCUUUCUGCUGGGAUGUUGUGUCCCUCUCAGCUUGGGUUGGCACGAAAAGCAGGAUCGAAACCCAAUUCUUGUUUGAUCUUGCAUUAAAAAAAAAAUUACACGCCCGUUAGAUCCACAUUGUCCAUUGCAUGCUUUGCAAUUUGACGACAUGCGUCUUUUCAUCUGUCUUUUUAGGCGACUGGUUCGUACCCCAUCCAGAUUGCACAAGACAACACACCCAAACAUGAUACACACACACACACACACACACACACACACACACACACACACACACACACAUACACACACACACACACACACACGAAAUCACACACUAGCACAGGCACCUGCAAAUGCUUACAUAAAACACACACUCAGACACAUACUCACACUUACUCAGAAACACUCACAACUACCAACUCCACCCCCACCCCCCGUCCCCGUAGUUCCAUCACUCCUACCGUCCACCGUCUCAUGUUCCCCUGACCGCCCCCCAUGCAUAAUUGCCUGCAGUAUUUGCAUGCGAUUCCGUUGUUUGCCUUCUAUAGAGUUGAGUACUUCCUCAUAAUUCUCACCCCACUCUCUGUAAUUCCCUAAUCGCCACACGCACUCCUUUCGCAGAUCGUGUGUCCCAGCGGCUUAUCGGGCACGGAGCACAAUCGCUAGGCGACCGUGAAAUUCUUUUACGGCCAAUUACUGUCUUGAGCGGGGAGGAAAGGGGAACGGAGUCGCCUUUGAUAUAAUACAUUAAUAUUGGCCGGAGAGGGCCCCCAAAAAGCAACGGCUGGCCCGUGUCAAUUUCCCGCCAUUCGAUGCUAUCGCACACAUAACGGAAAUGAAGGUCGACCCAGACACUUGACGACAUUUCCUUUUCCAAACCGCUAUCUGCUCUUCUUCCAUAAUAUUCAACCAUUCAGCCCUUCAUUCUUUCCGCCUUUCAUUUAUACGGUAGUAUCAAAAUGUUUCGUUCCCGAUCCAUCUCUGUGUAUGGGCUCAAAGAAUUUUUUCUCGAAUUUUUUAUUUGUACAUUUAGCCUACCAUUACUGCGCAUCAUUGCUGGCCUUACAAGGCCGCUAAUGUCUGCACACAGCAAUGUUCUAACAAUUUAAACAACUGAACCGAAACUGCAAAUUGCAACAAAAAAACAACAACAACAACAAACAAACAAAAAAGUUGAAGAAACCUUUAAAAAGGUAAAACAAAGAUAAAUAAAACGGAAAGGAAGUUAACAUCGGCAAAAGCUCAGGCGACGACGCUGGCGACAACUGAAACAGUGGUAACAAUGACAGUGACACUGGGCCACAAUGUAAGAACUACAUUGUGUUCAGAGGAUACUUUGUAACAAUGUGUACAUUUUCGCAUAACUGAUCCAACAUAUCAUUGUUCUGAAUAAUGUUAUCGAUCAAUAUAUUGUUAUGUUCAUGGAUUCUUUGUUUGAUCUCACCAUGAGUUCAUCCUUUCAAUAAACUCCAUUAAAGUUAUUUC
This is a messenger RNA of Aplysia californica (California sea hare), 4348 nucleotides long. RefSeq lists its product as uncharacterized. The coding region runs from base 914 to 2665 and encodes 583 amino acids. The record is from RefSeq and is a predicted model, not a curated record. The transcript is spliced from 3 exons. NCBI's taxonomy places the organism in Eukaryota, Metazoa, Mollusca, Gastropoda, Aplysiida, Aplysiidae.